This is a messenger RNA of Necator americanus (New World hookworm), 1695 nucleotides long. RefSeq lists its product as uncharacterized. The transcript has 15 exons. Gene Ontology annotation, biological process: BMP signaling pathway; cell differentiation; SMAD protein signal transduction. The record is from RefSeq and is a predicted model, not a curated record. Gene Ontology annotation, cellular component: heteromeric SMAD protein complex. The coding region runs from base 1 to 1695 and encodes 564 amino acids. Gene Ontology annotation, molecular function: DNA-binding transcription factor activity, RNA polymerase II-specific; RNA polymerase II cis-regulatory region sequence-specific DNA binding; I-SMAD binding. NCBI's taxonomy places the organism in Eukaryota, Metazoa, Nematoda, Chromadorea, Rhabditida, Ancylostomatidae.
AUGAAUGGGUUGUUCAACGGUACUUCGGUGAAGAAGUUGUUAGGCUGGAGAAUUGGGGAAGAAGAAGAGAAGUUUGCCGAGAAAGCGGUAGAAACGCUCGUCAAAAAGUUGAAGAAGAAGAACGGAGGCGUUGGAACUUUGGAGGAUUUGGAAUACGCAUUGGCUCAUCCCGGAUCGCAUUCUAAAUGUGUUGCUUUGCCAAAAAGUCAGGACGGACGUCUCCAGGUGUCACACAGGAAGGGCCUCCCACACGUGAUCUACUGUCGCGUAUGGCGAUGGCCCGACUUACAGUCACACCAGGAGUUGAGACCAAUUCCGGAGUGUUUGUAUCCGCAUGACCAUAACAACAAAACCCCGUAUGUCUGCAUCAAUCCGUACCACUACCAACGGCUGGAUCAGUCUCGAGGAGCCCACUUCAGCUACUCUCCACCGAUUCCGUCGCCUACUGUAUCCACAGCAGGAUCAUCACCAUCGUGCUCUGGACGACUAGAGAUGACGUCACCCUCGAAUAUUCCAUCAUCAUCCAGUUCUCCAGAAUAUGACAUGGCGUUCAGUCCGUCUUCAAUGUUGUCUGAAGAAGAAGUGGCUCGAAUGGAUCAGGUCAGCCCUUAUUCUGCUCCACCCACACAAUACUGGGCAACUAUCUCGUACUACGAACUAAACAGCAGAGUUGGAGAAUAUUUCAAGGUGUAUAAGAACGAGCUGAUAGUGGAUGGUUUCACCGAUCCUAAUUCAGACGAACGUAUUUGCCUUGGACUUCUCUCAAACGUGAAUCGAAACCCCACCAUCGAAAAUACGCGACGGCACAUUGGAAAAGGAAUAAGUCUGGUGUAUACGAGCGACUAUGAUCUCUAUAUUCAAAAUCUCUCGGAAUCGUCCAUCUUCGUGCAGUCGCGAAACCUUAACUACAACAUGCACCAAGACCAAACAACUGUCUGCCGUGUACCGGCUCAUAGCGCUGCAGUGUGUGUUUUUAGCAACAUCGUCUUCCAACAGAUGUUGCAAAACGCGAAAAUGCGGGGUGCGGAAGAAUUGCACGCUCUGCAGAAAGUUUGCUUCAUCCGACUGUCAUUUGUAAAAGGUUGGGGACCAGAUUAUCCGAGGCAAGAUGUCACCUCCACACCAUGUUGGCUCGAGAUACAGUUGCUCUACCCUCUUUGGAUUCAGCUGAAGAUCGAUGCAUCCGCAUUUCUCGUCGAAUUCAGUCGGCACUCAUUCCGCUCUGCUGAUACUAAACGUUGUCAGAAUGAUGUCAUCAGAAAAGCACAGAUGGGGAAAAUCCUUAUCAAAGGAGAUGGUGCUCGAAUCCCGUUGAAAACUUUAGCACAACAGCGACCUUUUAUUGACGAUUACGUGGUCAAUUUCAUUACGAAAACCUCUUUCCCUUCUUCUUUCAUUCCGCUCUACGCUGUGGAUCCCGAUGUGAAGUUACUCAAGCGUUCUUCUCGGGCCAAUUUUCGCGCUGAAAUCAUCAACAAUAAUAUUGCAGAAGCACAUCGACAAAACAUUGCCGGAGGUGUGUUUCAUAUCUGGAGUGGAUCCAACAUCGAUUUCCUGAUGUUACAUGAUUCAAUGAACGUUUUUUGUACUAUUCAAUAUGCUUCUUUGAUGAUGUUGUUCUACUUCAAACACGCAAAUGUUAUGGAAGAGCUACAGCGUGACACUCGUUCAUCUCGGUAUCAGUGUAGAAUUUGA